GAAUCCGUCACUGCUUCACUGUCUAAACUCCAAACCCCAGAUAACCUUUCCCUCCCUUGCCUCUCUUGCUCCUUUCACUUCAACCUUCUUUUCUUUCUCUUCAUUUUCCCUCUCGUUUUAACUUCACCAGCUUCUCAUUAAAGUGAUUGAACCCGAAGCAUCCAAAACUGCCGCUAAACCCAAACCCCCCAUCAACCCUCACUAUCCAAUCAUGGCUUCCGCUUCUUUGCUCCCGCCUUCAGUUUCAGGGACUUCCAGUGAAAUUCGUAGUGCAGCAAGUGACAUUUCUAGAAGUGGGACAGACCUCAAUGCAGAAAAUUGUGAUUUACAUGUUACAUCACUGUACAAGAGGAGAAGGAUAUCUGCCACUACAGAUUUUUUGUCACAUGAUGUUUUGAGAAAGAUUGAAGAAUCUUUACCUAGUUUUAAUUCCCCUGAUUAUUAUAUGGAACCUUGCUUGAAAGAUAUGGCAACAAUGGAACUCUUGGAUCCUGGUUAUUGCAGCCGAGUUCCAGAUUUUGUUGUUGGAAGAUUUGGUUAUGGAUGUGUAAAAUUCUUUGGAACAACUGAUGUUAGAGGGUUGGAUUUAGAUCAAAUUGUGAAGUUCCGUAGGCAUGAGGUAAUUGUAUAUGAAGAUGAACGUAAUAAGCCCAUGGUUGGUCAAGGCCUUAACAAAACUGCCAAGGUAACUUUAAGACUUAAAAUUGAAAAUAUAGACUUGGAAAAGCAGGAGGUAGAUGGUAUUGUUAAGAAAUUAAGAGAGAGUAUGAGGAGGCAAGGGGCACAAUUCAUUACAUUUGACCCUGCAAAUGGUGAGUGGAAAUUUUUGGUUGACCAUUUCAGCAGAUUUGGAUUGAGUGAAGAUGAGGAGGAAGAUAUUUUAAUGGAUGAUGCAACAGGGGUUGUCCAAGAUCCUGGGGAAAUUAAUGGUGGUGGGAAUUCUGAGAUUGAUGAAGAAAUGCAAAUGGAUACUAAUGGACCACUGCUUUCUCAUUCUCUGCCUGCACAUCUUGGGCUGGACCCAGUGAAGAUGAAAGAAAUGAGAAUGUUAAUGUUUCCUGUUGAGGAAGAAGAGGAGCUUGAGGAUUUUAGAGGGACAGUUUCUAAUCGGAAACAAGCCUUUGCCAAAGAAUUUAUAAGGUCUCCUUUGCUUAACUCUAACCAAAGGAUGGGCCAUAGGUCUAGCCCACCUGUUGUACGGAAAACUCCAGUUGCUUUGCUUGAUUAUAAUUCUGGUACAUUUGGUUCAAACUCAUCUGGAACCGUUCUGAUGACACAAGAAAAUAAGGGUAUGCCACUAAAGACAAUAAAAAAGGAAGGUUUCAAGCUGGACAUCAAACAAGAGACACCUGUCACUAGAAGCCAUUCUCGCAACAUAGUUGAUGCGGCAUUGUUCAUGGGCAGGUCAUUUCGUGUAGGUUGGGGCCCAAAUGGCAUUCUUGUCCACUCUGGUGCACCUGUAGGAAGUAAGGACACCCAGAGAGUAUUAUCUUCUGUAAUCAAUAUAGAAAAAGUGGCAAUUGAUAAUGUAGUUAGAGAUGAAAAUAACAAAGUAAAGAAAGAACUUGUUGACUUUGCUUUUGAUUCUCCAUUGAAUCUUCACAAAGCUCUAAACUAUGAAGAAAAAGAAGUGGAAGUUGGAUUCUUUCAGUUGAAGCUUCUAAAUGUUGUCUGCAAUCGCUUAGAGCUUUCAGAGAUUUGUAGAAGCUAUAUAGACAUUAUUGAGAGGCAGUUGGAGGUUCCUGGUUUAUCUUCUUCUGCUCGCUUGGUUUUGAUGCAUCAAGUAAUGGUCUGGGAAUUGAUAAAAGUUCUUUUCUCGGAAAGGGAAAAUACCAGCCAACUGAAAUCAAUGGGUGCUGAUAAUGAGGAAGAUAUGAUGCAUGAUAUCAAGGAAGGUCUUCCAGAAGUUGACCCAGAAGCACUUCCUCUUAUUAGGAGAGCAGAGUUUAGUUGUUGGCUACAAGAAAGUGUAUGUCACCGUGUCCAAGAAGAAGUAAGCUCUGUGAAUGAUUCAGGUUACUUGGAACACUUAUUCUUUCUCUUGACUGGGCGACAACUGGAUGCAGCUGUGGAGCUGGCUGCUUCUAGAGGAGAUGUGAGACUGGCUUGUUUACUAAGCCAGGCUGGCGGAUCAACAGUUAAUCGUUCUGAUGUUGCACAGCAACUUGAUAUUUGGAGAAUUAAUGGACUGGAUUUCAAUUUCAUUGAGAAGGGCAGGAUUCGGCUUUAUGAGUUACUUGCUGGUAAUAUUCAUGGUGCUUUGCAUGGUAUUAAGAUUGACUGGAAGAGAUUCUUAGGAUUGUUAAUGUGGUAUCACCUACCUGCGGAUACUGCAUUGCCUGUUGUGUUUCAAACUUAUCAGCACCUUCUUGAUGGUGGAAAAGCUCCAUUUCCUGUUCCUAUUUACAUUGAUGAAGGACCGGUAGAAGAGAAUGCAAAUUGGAGUAGAGUGGAAAGAUUUGAUCUUUCAUACUAUCUUAUGCUUCUGCAUGCCAGUGAAGAGAGUCAAUUAUGCUCUCUGAAGACGAUGUUUAGCACCUUCUCUUCAACACAUGAUCCACUUGACUAUCAUAUGAUCUGGCAUCAGCGGGCUAUCUUGGAAGCUAUUGGUGCUUUCCAUUCUAAUGAUCUUCAAGCUCUUGACAUGGGACUUGUAUCCCAGUUACUAUGCCAGGGGCAAUGCCAUUGGGCUAUCUAUGUAGCCCUUCACAUGCCUUACUGUGAUGAGUAUCCUUACCUUCAAGCUAUUCUUAUCAGGGAAAUUUUAUUCCAAUAUUGUGAAUCUUGGAGUUUACAUGAAUCACAACGCCAAUUUAUUGAGGACUUAGGUAUUCCAUUGCAAUGGUUGCAUGAAGCUAUGGCAGUUUAUUUCAAUUACCAUGGGGAUUUGCCAAAGGCUCUUGAGCAUUUUCUGGAAUGUGCUAAUUGGCGAAAAGCUCAUUCUAUUUUCAUGACUUCAGUAGCUCAUACAUUGUUCUUGUCUGCCAAUCACUCAGAGGUAUGGAGGAUUGCAACAUCCAUGGAGGACCACAAGUCAGAAAUUGAAAAUUGGGACUUGGGAGCUGGAAUUUAUAUUUCAUUUUAUGUCCUAAGAAGUUCAUUGCAGGAGGAUAACAGUACUAUGGGUGAACUGGAUUCCCUUGACAGCAAAAAUGCAGCUUGUAGAGAUUUUCUUGGUCGUUUGAACGAGUCUUUGGCAAUUUGGGGUGGCAGGUUACCUGUUGAUUCAAGGGUGGCUUAUUCAAAGAUGGCAGAGGAGAUGUGUGAUAUGCUGCUUUCUGAUAUGAGCGAGGGUCCAACGCGUGAUGCCCAGUUAAGCUGCUUUGAUACCGUCUUCAGCGCUCCCCUUCCUGAAGAUCUUCGUUCAAAUCAUUUGCAGGAUGCGGUUGCACUUUUUACUUGCCAUAUUUCAGAAGCCCCUUGAUGUUGGAUUGUUGUGAUUUUGGCUUUGUGUGCGUGUUGUAAAAGUUGGGCAUUAAUUUCGUAGCAACCUUCAUUUUUGUAUUUGUGUUUUAGUAUGUAGUUCCAUCCAGUGAAUAGAUAUAAAAACCGUGUUGGAAGCGCUAACCUAGUUGAACUUGAAAGCCAGUUGGAAAGUGAAAACAUGUACUAGUAUAGAUUUUUCAUUUUAAGCUAACUUUUGUUAUCUUUGGCAAGAUCAUGGUAAUGUAAUCGUUGG
Durio zibethinus is the source of this 3679-nucleotide messenger RNA. Its product is annotated as nuclear pore complex protein NUP96-like. Lineage: Eukaryota; Viridiplantae; Streptophyta; Magnoliopsida; Malvales; Malvaceae. Gene Ontology annotation, biological process: nucleocytoplasmic transport. Gene Ontology annotation, cellular component: nuclear pore. The record is from RefSeq and is a predicted model, not a curated record. Gene Ontology annotation, molecular function: structural constituent of nuclear pore.